CAUGCCCAGUGGAAUUUGACAAGUAGUUCGUCUGGAGCACUCCAGUCAGUGGCUAGGAGACAUACGAAAGUCAUCUGGCUGAACAUGAAGUCCAAAAAAGAAAAUUCGUCUUCAUCAUGAUAGUGUAUGUGCGCUUUAACUCCAGCCAUGGUUUCCCGGUGGAGCUGGAGGGCGGGGCCAGCGUAGCCGAGCUGAAGGAGGAGGUGGGGCGUGUGCAGGGGGUGGAGCCUGAGCAGCUCCGGGUCAUCUUCGCCGGGAGAGAGCUGCAGAGCGACAGCACACUACAGGGCUGUGACCUGCCGGAGCAGAGUACAGUGCAUGUGGUGCUGCCCCCUGCAGGCCCAGCACGGCGUAGCGAGAUGGUGCUCCAGCAGCGGUUAGGGAGGGGAGUGGAGUGCCUGACCCGACUGGACCUCAGCGCCUCCCGGCUACACACCAGCUCCACCGGCCUCGCCGUUAUACUGGAGGACCAGCAACACAGUCCAGACAACUCGCUCACACACACAGAGCCAAAGCCUCACAGUAGCUUCUAUGUGUUCUGCAAGAGUGUGUGUAAGGCAAUCCAGCCUGGGAAACUACGUGUGCGCUGCAAAACCUGCAAACAGGGCACGCUAACACUCAGCCGGGGGCCAUCGUGCUGGGACGAUGUUUUGCUCCCUGAUCGGAUCCAUGGAGUGUGCCAGUCUCAGGAGUGUGAGGGCAGACAAGCAGAGUUCUACCUGAAGUGUGCGUCCCACCCAACCUGUGAUGAGGACACGUCUGUAGCCCUGGACCUCAUUAUGCCAAACGUCAGAGCUGUCCCCUGCAUUGCCUGCACAGACAUCAUGAGUCCAGUGCUGGUAGCCCAGUGUCCUGAUCGCCAUGUCAUCUGUCUGGAGUGUUUCCACAUGUACUGUGUCACCCGACUCAACGAGCGGCAGUUCAUUCACGACCCUGUGGUUGGGUACUCUCUGCCUUGCGCAGCAGGGUGUCCAGACUCUCUGAUUAAAGAGACGCAUCACUUCUGGGUACUGGGAGAGGAGCAGUAUGAGCGGUACCAGCGGUACGCAGCAGAGGAGUGUGUGCUGGUGAUGGGGGGUGUGUUGUGUCCAGCGCCGGGCUGUGGAGCUGGUCUGCUGCCAGAGGACGACCGCAGGAGGCUUCAGUGUGAGCUGGUCGACGGGCUGGGCUGCGGGUUUGUGUUCUGCCGUGACUGUAAGGAGGAGUACCAUGAAGGAGCGUGUCGGCAACAGUUGACCCCGGCAACAGGGAUCACACCUCAGGGUUAUGUGGUGGAUGAGGAGGCGGCUCUGCGUGCCCGCUGGGAUCAGGACUCUCAGCAGACCAUAGAGGAGACCACACGCCCCUGCCCCAGAUGCAAGGUCCCCAUAGAGAAGAACGGUGGCUGCAUGCACAUGGUGUGCCCGCGGGCCCAGUGUAAGUUUGAAUGGUGUUGGCUCUGCCGCGUGGAGUGGAACAGGGAGUGCAUGGGCAACCACUGGUUCGGAUGACACGCCAUCCACAGAGCGGCACAUCAGAAGACAACCCACCUGACCCGUCUGACCCGUCCUGACCCACCUGACCCAUCUGACCCGUCCUGGCUCUGUCCUGGCUCUGUCCUGGCUCUGACCAGGCUCUGUUCUAGUCCUGUUCUAUCCUAGUUCUAUCCCUGUUCUUGCCCAGCUCUGGCGCUGAUCCACUAGAUCGGGACAAGAUCAGGUCCAGGUCCGGUUCCAGUCACAUCUUGUCAGAAAAUAAACCCGCUUGGAGUCACGACAAAGUCCCCACAGAGUACACGGAACCAACAAACACAUGACAAUCAUACACGUGACAACUCAGAAAGACAACGGAUGCCUAAUUUAUUUCUGAAGCACAUUUAAAAAACAUGAAUCAUGGGAGCUGUAAUGAGUGUGGAUCAUGGGAACGUGCUGCUGUCUCUGGUGUGUUCUUUAAGAUGCUGUAAACUAAGAGUCGUAAAAGAGGGACACUUGACCCUUGACUCUUGGUUUGAGUUUAUGUAGACAAAGUAAAUAAAAUGAAUCUUUCAUUUGCA
Molecule: messenger RNA, 2032 nt
Organism: Clupea harengus (Atlantic herring)
Lineage: Eukaryota; Metazoa; Chordata; Actinopteri; Clupeiformes; Clupeidae
Gene: prkn
Product: parkin RBR E3 ubiquitin protein ligase
Biological process (GO): protein ubiquitination
Cellular component (GO): mitochondrion; cytosol
Molecular function (GO): zinc ion binding; protein binding; ubiquitin-protein transferase activity
Source: RefSeq, a predicted model, not a curated record